UAAAAAAGCUGAUUAAUGCGUGUCCUUCGGGUCAGGACGGUGCUGGGUUCCGUUACCUCCACCGAUUCCUUGCCCCGGGCGGGGCCCGCCCUGGCCCGGCAGCCCGCGCGGGAGGGCCGCCGUCCUGCCGGGGAAUUUCCUCUUCCUCCAGCAGCGCGGCCGGGGCGGGAGGAGGAGGAGGAGGAGGAGGAGGAGGAGGAGGAGGAGGAGGAAGAAGAAGAAGAAGAAGAGGAAGAGGAAGAGGAAGAGGAAGAGGAAGAGGAAGAGGCAGGGGCUGGGGCCGGGGCCGGGAAGGCUCCAGCGCGGUCGCCGCUGUCGCUGGUGCGGCAGGGGCGGAGCGGCGCGGGAGGCGGGGAGCGGGGCCCGGAGUCACCGUGUCACGGCGCCCGGGAAGCCGUUGCCACCGGAUCCGCCCCCCGCAGGGCGAGCGACGAGGCAGAAGGAGGAGGAGGAGGGAGGCCGGCUCCUCGCUGCCUCUUGUGUUUUCGCCCCCUUCCCGGCCCAGCCCCGGCCCCUGUCCUCUCGCACCGGGGCGGCGUUGGGGGGCGAGGUCGCAGCGGCGCCCGAGCUGCCCGCGGGAGCCCCGGGACGGGCCUGGGCCGCCGUCUCUGGACUAGGAUGUCCCGACAUGAAGGUGUCAGCUGUGAUGCAUGUUUAAAAGGAAAUUUUCGAGGUCGCCGGUACAAGUGUUUAAUUUGCUACGAUUACGAUCUCUGUGCAACUUGUUAUGAAAGUGGUGCAACGACAACAAGGCAUACAACUGACCAUCCAAUGCAGUGCAUACUAACAAGAGUAGAUUUUGAUUUGUACUAUGGUGGAGAAGCUUUCUCUGUAGAGCAGCCACAGUCUUUCACUUGUCCUUAUUGUGGGAAAAUGGGUUAUACGGAAACAUCUCUUCAAGAACAUGUUACUUCUGAGCAUGCAGAAACAUCAACAGAAGUGAUUUGUCCAAUAUGUGCAGCAUUGCCUGGAGGGGAUCCGAAUCAUGUAACAGAUGACUUUGCAGCUCAUCUUACACUGGAACACAGAGCUCCUAGAGAUUUAGAUGAGUCCAGUGGUGUUCGGCAUGUACGUAGGAUGUUCCACCCAGGCCGGGGUUUGGGAGGCCCCCGUGCUCGUAGAUCAAACAUGCACUUUACUACCAGUUCCCCUGGUGGGCUUUCGUCUUCUCAGAGUUCGUAUUCUCCAAGCAAUAGAGAAGCCAUGGAUCCUAUAGCUGAGCUUUUAUCCCAGCUAUCAGGUGUGAGGCGUUCUGCAGGAGGACAGCUCAACUCCUCUGGCCCUUCUGCUUCUCAGUUACAGCAGCUGCAGAUGCAACUGCAGUUGGAACGACAACAUGCACAGGCAGCAAGACAGCAACUGGAGACUGCACGCAAUGCAACCAGACGCACCAACACUAUCAAUGUCAACACCACUAUGACACAAUCUACAACAACAACCAACACAUCUAACACAGAAAACAGUCAGCAGACUAUCCAGAAUUCCCAGUUCCUUCUGACAAGGUUGAAUGAUCCGAAGAUGUCAGAAGCAGAACGACAGUCAAUGGAGAGCGAACGGGCAGACUGCAGCCUGUUUGUUCAGGAGCUUCUACUGUCCACCUUGAUGCAUGAAGAAAGUUCCUCCUCAGAUGAGGAUGAGCGGGGGGAGAUUGCAGAUUUUGGUGCUAUGGGCUGUGUAGAUAUUAUGCCUCUAGAUGUUGCUUUAGAAAACCUAAAUUUAAAGGAGAGUAAUAAAGGAAAUGAGCCUCCUCCACCACCUCUUUGACAUCCCACUUUGCAGACAAUGUCCUCUGUGCUGUAUUUGCCAAUGAAAGUGGACAACAACUAUCUUGGGUUUGUUUUGGUGAUUGUAAUUUCAGGUCUGUCACUCUUGUUACAUUGUGUACAUUCAAAAGAAAGAGAGAAAAGAUAUAUAUGAUAAUCAUUUCCACUUAACUAAUUUUUACUUCUAGCAGGUAAAUGUAGGUUGCAGUGCAGAGCUGAAGGCUCUGUGUCCUGUACCUUGACAUGCAAAAGGCUCUCCUAAUACUCCACAUUCAAACUGAAGAGGGAAAAAAAAAAAAAGAAAAAUCUCUAAUGAAGCUGCUGUGUGUAUUUAUGAAUAUUAAUGAAUAAAAAUUGCUUGGAUGGUUUACCUUAA
Vidua chalybeata is the source of this 2139-nucleotide messenger RNA. RefSeq names its product E3 ubiquitin-protein ligase KCMF1-like. Gene Ontology annotation, cellular component: plasma membrane. Gene Ontology annotation, molecular function: zinc ion binding. The record is from RefSeq and is a predicted model, not a curated record. Gene Ontology annotation, biological process: synaptic signaling. NCBI's taxonomy places the organism in Eukaryota, Metazoa, Chordata, Aves, Passeriformes, Viduidae.